GGUUGCUCGCUUUGCAGGAUCGUUUGCAGGGCAUGAUGACAGCGGAGGACGGUCGGGCAUGGGCUGGGAUCCCGUGGUCCCCUGACGUUUGCGACAUGGCACGUUGGGUGAGCCGACAGAUCAGGUGGUCCCCUUGGUGGGAGAGGAUGCGUGCCAUCAAGCACGUCAUGGAUCCUGUUAUGGACUUGCUGAGGCGGAUGGACCGUGGCGGGCAGUUCAUGUCUCUCGUUGUAGAGUGGACUCGGGAUCUUGCACGCCUUGUGCGGGACGCUUGCAUUCCUCUUGGCCAGUCAUUUUCUGACCGUAUCAUGAGGCGUGUGCAGGCCCGUAUACAGCACAUGCUGGAGCCCGCACACUGCGCCACGUUCUUACUGAACCCCCGUCGCCGGAAUGUUCAGUACUUCUCCGCGCAGCUCGACCGGUACCACACUUGGCUUGUUCGACAAGCCAAGAGGUAUCURUUGUCUCARAYGGGMMACGAUGAGUCGGGUGGUCGUUACCUUGAGGCGGGAUUGGACGUGGAGCCUGUGCGCUCGGGGACGAGGAGUGGGAUGACGGAGGAGGAGAUCGAGGAGCAGGCUGCCCUCAUUGCGCGCGAUCCCAUWRGGUCUUCUGCGCYGYCCCCUGUUGAGUCUGUUUUYGGUGCUCGUGCGACUAUCUUCCRCCCAUACCCCAGGGACGAUGACUCUGCGRACGAGAGGGAGUCGGAAGCAGCGGACGACCCGAUGCUUCCCAUCCCGCGUGAGAUUGAUGAGUUGCACGAGGGGGAGGACGUGCGUGACGAGAGGACGCACACCGCGCGGAGGGCGGCAGACCAGCGAGAUAUGGAUAUGAUAGGGGGCGAGGAGUUUUGGGGAUCUUUCGGGGGCACGGAGGAGAUAUCACCCACUGCCGUGCGGGAGGAUACGCGUCCUUGCACGACCUUGCGGGAGGAGACACCUGCUCCCAUGACUGCAAAUGAGGAGCCGGGUCCUGCCACGACAGUGUGGGAGCGGACAACUGUUUCGUCGACCGCGCAAGAGCAGACACCUGCUCCCACGACCACGCGAGAGCAGACGAGUAUUCCCGCUACGCAUUCCGGACCCUCGUCCCUGUCGCCUCUUUCGUGUCAUUCUAUCCCAGGAUUCCCAGCAUCCGCUCCGCCCGCUYCCGUUCGGCAUGACGAGCGCUCACCUGCACCGGUUGGGAGGGAGGACUUGGGAUCCUCGUUGCGCAGCCGCGGGCAUGGAUCAUUGUUUAGCGUAGCCCGUCAGCUCGUUUUGGACCCGGGUGCAUCGAGCGACUUGGGGGAGAUGGGUGUUCAUAGCGGGGCACCACCGGUGGAGGAGAGGGAGAGACGAGCGGAGGAGCACGGAGCUGCCGGAGCGGGCGGAGUUGAGGGUAUUUGGGGUAUGGAGGAGGAGGUAGAUGGAGUAGUGGGAGGCGUGGUGGAGGUAGAUCAUGGUGCGCACGUCGAGAGAGAGGAGGGUGUGCUGCCAUCGGAGGUUAAGAGAGAGGACGAUGUGGUGAGGAUGCAGAAGGCGACCAUGAGGGACGAUGAGGGAGAGGAGGCUGUGGCAGGGGUAGACGAGAGCGUGGCUGGGGUAGAUGAUGGUACUGCCCAGGUUGAGAUGGAGGAGGAUGUGGUGAGGGCAGAUGCUGCUACGUUGGUUGGGGGAGAGGAGGGUGUGGUAGGGGGGACGCCGCCCAUGGUACAGGAGAGGGAGGCGCCCACCUUGACCCGAUCGAGGAGGGCACUGGGGGCAUCGCCAUCAGAACAGAGGGGGGCGUCAGGGCUGGGGAUGGGGGAUUUCAUGGACAUGUCUUUGGGGAAUCCGCCCACCCCUGCUCACGCAGAGAGAGAGGAUGUGGCGCGUGCCCUAGCGGCCGCUGGGUACUCCACACAGGAGAUCGAGCAGGCAUUUGCAAGAUGCUCCGGGAGAGAGAAAGACUCGCUUCAGCAGGGGUGCGAGGAGGUAGUAGAGCAGCCACAGGAGGAGCGUGAGGAUGCACCCCCUGCGGAUAUCCACGGAGGUAGUAGUUCGUUGGUACCGUUCACGGGCUUGCAGAUGACGACGACGAUGCGGCCAGUUCGACCGUGUGUGCAGGGGUCAGGUUCAGGGGAGGAGGCAUUAGUUCAGGUACCACCGGUUAUAGUCGUAGAUAUAGGAUCUGAGGCAGUUCUUCAUACAACGGUUACUGGGUGGCGAGCUCCUCAGGAUACAGCUUGCCCAUUGGAUUUCGCGGAGCUCGCACGGGCUGCUGUGCGUGACGUGACGAGGCGGGAGGACACCGACCCUAGCAGACCACUUAUGCCGCCUCCUCCUCCGAGAUCACGUCACAGCGAUUCCCCCUCGACACCAGUCGGUCGGCCCCCCCGUUCACCAUCCACGCCCACCAGACCCAGGGUUCGUGACACGACGGCCGUAGGGAGCCUCCCUCUUGACACAUUGCUAUUCGGGAGGACGGAUAUUGACCUGGAGUCCGUACGUCAGGUCACAGUGCACACUGCACGACAACAGCCAGGUUUGGGUGGGGCUGACGCCGGGAGGGGUGCGCCGAGGGAGGUCAUGCCGGCAGUAUCUCAGCCGCGAGAUGUUCGCGGGGUUGGACAGACCGGGUGUACCUUGCAGGCCGCUUUGGCAGCAACAGCACGUGCUGUGCGUGAGCAGACAUCGCGCAGGAGCGGCGUCGCUCGUACGAGUUCCAUGCCUCAGAUGAUGCCUGCCAUGGGGGAUGCCGCGUUGGAGGAGUCUUCUGGAGCCGAGGGGUUGGAGAUGCCGCGCGGUUCUCGUCGUGAGAAGACAGUCGCAGAGGUGACUCAGGUGAGUGCUAGGCUUGUUUGUGUGAGGACGGGGGCUGCCCAUGUGACCGUGGUGGAGGACGAUCCUGAGACGGAGCCUGCACGUGAGGAGGCCCCACAAGAGGGUGACGAGUACAAGGACAACGAGGAGCGUGAGGAGGAGGAAAGCGACAGCGGGGAUGAUGACAGCUACCACCACGACGACGACGAGCCCUCCCCUCCACCGCGGCAUGGUUCUCGUAGACGGCGUGGCUCUCAUAGAGGACAUGAUGACGUAGACAACCCGUCCCCUCCAGGGCGGCGGGAGACGAGAAGUCGGAGGAGGCGAGGGUCAUCCGUUGCGACAGCGUCGGGGCGAGGGAGUGUUUCGUCGACACGCAGCACGAGUGGGGGGAGGCAGAGAGGCAGUGGUAAGGGGAAGGGAAGUCGACGGUAUUGACAGCUUCGUUCCCCUUCCAAUGCUUCGACGACG
Molecule: messenger RNA, 3254 nt
Organism: Chara braunii
Lineage: Eukaryota; Viridiplantae; Streptophyta; Charophyceae; Charales; Characeae
Source: the annotation of a GenBank genome assembly